Molecule: messenger RNA, 2428 nt
Organism: Gasterosteus aculeatus aculeatus (three-spined stickleback)
Lineage: Eukaryota; Metazoa; Chordata; Actinopteri; Perciformes; Gasterosteidae
Source: RefSeq, a predicted model, not a curated record
GUGCAUUAUGGAGUUCACAUGAUCAUUCACACUGUGUUAUUUCUCCGUUUACAUUAGUAAUGCAGAGGAAGUGCUUUGCCAAUGAUAUCCUGUCCAUGAUCCCUUUAACCUAUAGAGUAUUUGUGAGUGACAUGGAUGUGUAGGUGAAAGGUGAAUCCUGUUUAGUUGGGUAAGUAUUGAGACGUCACUGUUGGGUCAUAGUCCAUGGCUACCGUGAUGAAAUAUGCGCCCUUUUCCAAUUAUCCAAAGUCCAACAUUUAUUUCACUUCAAUUACAGAGGGAGUGAGAUAUUUGAUCAUUGAAAAGAUAGCUGAUAAAACGAUAACUUUAACAUAUUAUAUGUGCCCUUAGAAAGCCUUGACAUGAAUGAAGUUUAUGGGCCUAAUAUGUGAAUUUCAAUGGGAAUUGAGUAGCUGCUGUGAUGCACAUUGUCCUUAAAAUACUCCUUCCUUCCUCUAAAGCAAAGCUGUGUUGAUGUACCUUGCAAGCCAAAUCUUUAAUCAGUUGCAUGGUAGGCUUGAGAAGAAUAAAGGCGGGAAUAUGACCCGGCAGCGCCAGGCGGCCGCACUCUGUUUUCCCUGCUUAUUUCCACUGUCACUGUCACCUAACCUCACAGGCAUCAUAAAUCAUUCAGCAGGCCAUUGAAAGUGAUGCAGCACAACUAUCCUGCUACUACAUCUCUGUCCUAUACCAACAGACAGAUCAGGACAUGUGUGCAAGACUACAGCAGACAGGAGUGAGGUUACUACACCAUCUUCAAAUACUUCAACUUCUUUAUUGGCUACGACCAAAACGAGGCAGGACAUCAAGAGACUUUUCACAGGUCCUGGAUGAAGAAUUUCAAAACCUCGGCAGCUGGACAUAUUAACUAUGCUAUGGACUUGUAGAUGGGAGAGUUUCAGGUGUGUGUGGUGGCUGAGUGUUGUGCUUCUUAGUCUGGUCCAUGGAAACAACUUAAGUCAUCAGUUCCAGGAGAGGCCAUCCUGCCGGCCAGGUUUCUACUGCCCUUUGUGGGACUUCAUUCCAGUCCCUUGUCCCAGAGGAACCUAUGGGCCAACUUCUGGUGCAACGUCCAUCGACAGCUGUUUCAAGUGUCCUGCUCAGCACUUCUGUCCUGGACCAGGCCUGUCCGCCUCCCUGCCCUGUGGUCCUGAGGCUCAGCAGCCUCUCUCUGGUCAAGACACCUGCGUUUGUCUGGGAGAGGGACAGAUUUUCCAGACCAGUGAUGGGAGGUGCCACUGCACCAUCGGCUACCAACCUGCCAACAAUGGAGAGGCGUGCGUACACAAACUCUACUAUGUCUGCAGAGAUGGAAGAACUCGUUCACAGUACGGAGACUGUCUGGACAGAUAUCAGUGGUUACUUCAUUGCAGGCAACAGGUGUGUCCCACUGAAGAGGACUACCGGGGUUAUGACGGGGAGCUUGGUCUGUGCGUAUGCAGAGAGCCUCCUGGAAGAUCUGCAUGUGGAGGCCUUUGUAGGAGAAGGCCAGCUACUGAGUUAAAGCUCAACUGCCAGUACAAUGGAGAUAUGGAGCUGGUGUGGAGCUACGGCAGUCAGGUGACAGGCGUCUCUGGCAGCGGGCUGGAUUUGUUUUUUAAACAGUCAGACUUCCUGGGGACUCCUCUGUGUACCAGUUAUCUCAACUCUUCACAUGCUGUCUACAUUGUUCAGACCACCGAGGCAGGCUUCAUCGGCCUCCUCAGCGGCCUCCCUAAGGAGCUUCAGCAGCUCUUUCCUGUCGGCACACAGUGGGACACUCAGACUUCAGGUGGUUUGUCAAAAACACAUUUCCUUGUCGUCAAAACAGAUAAUGAUGAAUGAGCCACAUUGAAGGUCCUAUAAUGUCGUUGUUUUUUUAGGGAGAGAUUCUGGCGUUCUGUGGGAGAUCACGGAAGAUGAAUACAUCAGUCGUGAAGGAAUAGAAAUGAAUUCCAGCCACAGGAAGGGAAACAAGAGUGAUACCAAGGAAGAAGUGAAAGACACAAGUGUAACCGGAGUCCUGAACCCCACAACUUGUCUCCGUUUGGGGGACGUUAUACUCUUCACUGUGGAUACACGUCUCUAUCCUCAGUAUGAUCUUGACAACUUGUACAACACAAACAGAGACUUCGACUGGGGCGCAUUCAGACAGCUGAAGGAAGAGCUGACCCUGUCUUGGACUCCUCCUAGUUUCUUUGCAGUGGUCUUUAGCCAGCCCGGAGUGUACGUUUUUACACUGAGCAGCAAUCAGCACAAACACUUGUAUGUGAGGGUGAUGCCUGCAGGCGGCCAGUGUUAUGAGCCCAGCCCCUUCUUCCCCACCAUCCCUCGACACGUGACCAGGGUGGGAAUCAGUAGGAGACGCAACCUGCUGCUGCGGCCGGACUGGCUGGUGACCGGAGGACUACUAUUUGGAGCUGUGAUCAUCCUGUGUAUUUGUGUUACA